UGGCCUACAGCUGCUCUUCGCAGUGCUUGCUGCUUCCUUGGUCUUAGACCUGCGGGCCUUGGCCUGGUCAGCCAGAAGCUUCUCGUGAGCCUUGUCUGCCUUCAGCUUGUGGAUGUGUCCCCUGAGAAUCUGCUUGUUUUUGAACACAUUACCCUUCACUUUCAGUCCAGUUACAACGCAGGGAUCACAGCAAACACAGCCGCCACAGAAGCACUAUGGCAUUACCUCUCCUAUCAGCUUAGCAGCCCCCAAGGAGACCGACUGCCUGCUUACACAGAAACUAAUUGAGACUCUGAAACCCUAUGGGGUUUUUGAAGAAGAAGAGGAACUGCAGCGCAGGAUUUUAAUUUUGGGAAAAUUAAAUAACCUGGUAAAAGAGUGGAUACGAGAAAUCAGUGAAAGCAAGAAUCUUCCACAAUCUGUAAUUGAAAAUGUUGGAGGAAAAAUUUUUACAUUUGGAUCUUACAGAUUAGGAGUACACACAAAAGGUGCCGAUAUUGAUGCGUUGUGUGUUGCACCAAGGCAUGUUGAUCGAAGUGACUUUUUCACCUCAUUCUAUGAUAAGUUGAAAUUACAGGAAGAAGUAAAAGAUUUAAGAGCUGUUGAAGAGGCAUUUGUGCCAGUUAUCAAACUGUGUUUUGAUGGGAUAGAGAUUGAUAUUUUAUUUGCAAGAUUAGCACUACAGACUAUUCCAGAAGACUUGGACUUACGAGAUGACAGUCUGCUUAAAAAUUUAGAUAUAAGAUGCAUAAGAAGUCUUAACGGUUGCAGGGUAACCGAUGAAAUUUUACACCUAGUACCAAACAUUGACAACUUCAGGUUAACUCUGAGAGCUAUCAAACUGUGGGCCAAACGCCACAACAUCUAUUCCAAUAUAUUAGGUUUCCUCGGUGGUGUUUCCUGGGCUAUGCUAGUAGCAAGAACUUGCCAGCUUUAUCCAAAUGCAAUAGCAUCAACUCUUGUACAUAAAUUUUUCUUGGUAUUUUCUAAAUGGGAAUGGCCAAAUCCAGUGCUAUUGAAACAGCCUGAAGAAUGCAAUCUUAAUUUGCCUGUAUGGGACCCAAGGGUAAACCCCAGUGAUAGGUACCAUCUUAUGCCUAUAAUUACACCAGCAUACCCACAGCAGAACUCCACGUACAAUGUGUCCGUUUCAACACGGAUGGUCAUGGUUGAGGAGUUUAAACAAGGUCUUGCUAUCACAGAUGAAAUUUUGCUGAGUAAGGGAGAGUGGUCCAAACUUUUUGAAGCUCCAAACUUCUUUCAAAAGUACAAGCAUUAUAUUGUACUUCUAGCAAGUGCACCAACAGAAAAACAACGCCUAGAAUGGGUGGGCUUGGUGGAAUCGAAAAUCCGAAUCUUGGUUGGAAGUUUGGAGAAGAAUGAAUUUAUUACACUGGCUCAUGUGAAUCCCCAGUCAUUUCCGGCACCCAAAGAAAAUCCUGACAAGGAAGAAUUUCGCACGAUGUGGGUGAUUGGAUUAGUGUUUAAAAAAACGGAAAACUCUGAAAAUCUCAGUGUUGAUCUCACCUAUGAUAUUCAGUCCUUCACAGAUACAGUUUAUAGGCAAGCAAUAAACAGCAAGAUGUUUGAGGUGGACAUGAAAAUUGCUGCAAUGCAUGUAAAAAGAAAGCAACUCCAUGAACUACUACCUAAUCAUGUGCUUCAAAAAAAGAAAAAGCAUUCAACAGAAGGUGUCAGAUUGACACCUCUGAAUGAGAACAGCCUCGACUUGUCUAUGGACAGUGAUAACAGCAUGUCUGUGCCUUCACCUACUAGUGCUAUGAAGACCAGUCCAUUGAACAGUUCUGGCAGCUCUCAGGGCAGAAACAGUCCUGCUCCAGCUGUGACAGCAGCAUCUGUGACCAACGUCCAGGCCGCCGAAGUUCCUGCGCCACAAGUGGAUUCCAGUGAAAGCUCAGGGGGCAAGGGAAUUGGUUUGACAGGUACAUCGAGCGAGAGCAUUCCUCAAACUGCCACACAGCCAGCCAUUUCAUCACCACCAAAGCCUGCGGUCUCCAGAGUGGUUUCUGCAACACGCCUGGUCAACCCACCACCACGACCUUCAGGAAAUGCAGCAACAAAAAUACCUAAUCCCACGGGAGGGGUCAAGAGGAAAUCCUCACCUCACAGAGAAGAAAGUCCCAAGAAAACCAAAACAGAAGAGGAUGAAACAAGUGAAGAUGCUAACUGUCCUGCUUUGAGUGGACAUGAUAAAACAGAAACGAAGGAACAACUUGAUACAGAGACAAGUACAACUCAAUCAGAGACUGUUCAGACAGCGGCUUCUCUGUUGGCCUCUCAGAAAACAUCCAGUACAGACCUUUCUGAUAUCCCUGCUCUCCCUGCAAAUCCUAUUCCUGUUAUCAAGAAUUCAAUAAAACUGAGAUUGAAUCGGUAAAAACAACCUCAGGGGUCCAUAAACAAUAUCUGCCAACUCAACCUGUUGUCUUCAAAUGCUAAGAAAGGAGACUGGAGGGUACAAGACUAGACAUGGCUGAACAUGGAUGUAGGUUUGUGUGACCUCCCUUACUGGGCUAAGCAGCACUUGAUCGGAAGUCCAGGUUAGUAUGUGAAGCCAGGAGCACUGUUAUUAUUGUGUUAGCAACAGUUGCAUUAACUAUUUUAAAAAAUUACUGCCUUUUAAAAAAAACAAAAAACACAAAACAAACACACAC
This is a messenger RNA of Myotis davidii, 2675 nucleotides long. RefSeq names its product poly(A) polymerase alpha (gene PAPOLA). NCBI's taxonomy places the organism in Eukaryota, Metazoa, Chordata, Mammalia, Chiroptera, Vespertilionidae. The record is from RefSeq and is a predicted model, not a curated record. Gene Ontology annotation, molecular function: poly(A) RNA polymerase activity; RNA binding. Bases 113 to 2398 code for a protein of 761 amino acids. Gene Ontology annotation, cellular component: nucleus. The transcript has 22 exons.